This is a messenger RNA of Amoebophrya sp. A120, 3308 nucleotides long. Lineage: Eukaryota; Dinophyceae; Syndiniales; Amoebophryaceae. The record is from the annotation of a GenBank genome assembly.
AGUUUUUGGACACCAUUGUGCAAUUUUCAAGCCUACCCGCUCUGUUACUAUUAGCCUACUUACCCUGUGAACUCCUCUAGCCUGCCCAAGUGUAUGAUAGAACCUCCACUAGCAGGACACAAAAGAACACGCUCGUUUUGAUACUGUAUCCAGCCUACCCUGAAAUCCACAAUUAAACUCCAAUUUUCAUCACCACAAGAAAUAUCCAUGCGUCAGUUGUUUGCACGAGUAUCUACUUACUUCUGAAAAAGAAUCGAAAAGGAAAAAGAUGUUUGCUCCUCGUCUUGUGCUCCGAAAAGCCCGGCCGUAUGCAACUAGUGCCGGCGCUGGUGCGUUGGUUUUUUAUGCCUCUCAGCAGGACGAAACCCCGGGCCAGUUGGCGCCCAUCUUGGUUGCGGAUGCGAUUGCUUUUCUUGGAAAGGAGCUGUUCGGUGGAAGCAGCAGCAGCACAGCACAGAGGCUCGGCUUUGUCGGACGGGUUGCGGACUUCUGGGGGGUAUAUAGAACAAGAUAAAUAAUAUAUAAGGGGUUGUUCUUUUUUAUUUUUUUUGCGUAUGUACACCUGUGGUGGCUUUACCUCUAUGCAGACCCAGACGGUCGCAUGGCAUUUUUUCAUGCUCGUAGCCAAGACUUGUUGAAUGGAUCCACCAGAUUCGAGAAUACUUAGCAAUACAAACACGCUUAGACGCACUCUGGCCGGCUGGCGCGUAAGCAGCUCGAGCAAGAGGUCAAGACCUUGAAGGAGGAAGCCGAGGAUUACGUAGCCGAUAGCAAAACCGUGCAACGGCUCGUGACGAUCGCGAAUUCGUUGGACACGCGCGAUCAUUCGAACGUGGAGCCUUAUUGCGACAUUCUCGCAAACGUGGACGAAAGAAAUGACGACCACCUCCGCAUUAUUACAAUGAAAAAUGCCCCCUCCCCAUAUCAAAACGGAAAUCUGUGAUGCAGAUUUGUGGUCACAAAUCAGCUUUGUGAUGCUAGAAGGCAAAAGAUCCGGACUGUAGUGCUGUCUAGCGUGGGAAAGCCUUGCAGCUCCAGGAUGACAGGAGGCAACUGGAAGUGGGAAACAGCAUGACAGAUUACCUGCAAUCUAGGCCGCAGCUUCGUCUCUUGGCCUUCUAGCAAUACAAGUCGACUUGUGUACUCAAGUACAGCAUCACAACUUCGCACAUCGUCCGUUUCCGAUACGGGGGGGGGCUUUUUUGACUUUGAUACGCAUGCUUGUGGACGCCACGAAUCGCUACAAGGAAGCUCUCAAGGCGGUAUUCUUGCAGAUUGAGAUUCACUUUUGCUACGCAUGAAACCGUUCUUGUUAUCUAAUAUCAUGCAGCACAAUCUUUUUCUCACGGUCACAGUGAAGUAGUUUCGAUAGGGUUAGGCUUGUUGUCCUUUGUUUCAGAAUCCGGUUCGCUAGGACGGACAAGGAGCGACAGAACAUUUUUUUUCCCCAAAUACAGCGCCGGGACGCGCGGUCUAUAUCUGCAUACGAGCACGCGCGAACGGAGGAUGCUGCAGAUUAUCCGACAAAAAUCGCCGUAAUUGACUGCAAGAAGAUCGAAAAAGCCCUUGCAAAAGCAUGGAACCUCUACGCGUACGCAGAAUGCAAGGCGGUGCCAGAGGGACAUGCAUCGGGACUCAGUAAUUCUCUGCAGACCAGGAUUGCGAGAGCGCAAUUGUAUAAAGCUUUUCCCUACUGCUCAGGCGACUCCUGUUGACCCAUCUUGAUUCCGCUUUCGUUUUUGGUACAUUGACUUCGCUGUUUUUCUUCGUGUCGAUCUCUGUUUCAGCCGCCCACACAGAAAAAUUGUCACUUGUGAAAAAAUUCCCACAGGACCGCGUCCCCGGCCGCCCUUGCGGCGUGCAAGGACCAAUCCUGGCUCUUGACGAAGCGGCUGACCUCCGGGUUUGCAUCGCUUUAUGACGAGGUUGCGCCCUACGUUAAGCCAAUGGUGAUCGCCACCGUGACGACCGCGACGACGAUCGCAGUCCUGACCAUCCCGGUCGACUCGCACAACAACACCAUUGGAAUGAUCAUCGCGGAGAAAGUGCCGGAAUGGACGUCCCUGCCACUAAACUCCAUUUCCCUGUCCAGCUUUUCCCCGCGACAGGUGCUGUCAAGGGUGAGAGAGAUUCCGCCGCAGAUUGAAACCUUCUUUCGUGACCGGAGUGGGAAUCUAUACCAUGUGAUUUCGACGCCAACCUGGGAGGAGGCGAAAGCCAACAUGAAUCGGCAACAGGAAUACAUGAAGGACUUCGUGAAUCGAAAUUGCUCGAUGGACAACGUCAAGAACGGCACGAAAAACGUGGUCGGCGGGCUCAUUAAGCGGGUACGCAGCGAGAACGGUUGGACGUUUCUGCGACCCAGCGGCUCAGAAAAGUCCAUGGCUGGCAGCGACGAGGGUUUGAGCCCACCGGAAAUCAAUGUGUAAAAACAAGAAAUACGUGUUGUUUUUUUGCGGUCGCGAACGGGCAAAUUUAUUUGAAUUGAUGGACGGUGCUGGUAUCUACCACUCAAGAUGCGGUAUGCGCAUUUUGAAUUUGGCCCACGACAUUAGGUACACUAGAAUAUAGCUAGUAUGGGAGUUGAGGAUCUGUGUUUCGUGUUGCAAAGAUGUUUCGAUACGAUUUUUUUACAGAGUAAACAACAUUGUAGAAAAUAAUGUGAUGCUAGUAUGAUUGAAAUAUCUUCCCGUUUUUGCAUGCCCACAAUAUCUAAAGAGAAAUCGCGACUCAUCGAGUUGUGUCAGCGUGUAAGAUUUUCCGGUUUGAUAACCGCGUUUUCGAACACAACUCUGGCCUGAGGGAAGGCGGCCGCAUGCGCUUUCCGAAACCAGAGCAAAUACGUGUCGUAUUUAUUUUCAAACCUAAUGACUGACGCUCAUGGAAUUUGAAGCUCUAUAAUGGUUGUGCAACUAUUUAACAGCCAUUCUUUCUCGUGAGUAUCCGCAGAUCCCCUUCCUCGAGAACUCACUUGAAAAAAAGAUGAAAAUCGAGCUCCGUCGGUUUUUUGUAUUGAUUUUCUGAAGUUUUGACUUUUGGAAAAAAUAAAAAUCUAGUGAUGGUUUCUAUUGGUUUCGUUCAGUAGUUUUUCAAGAACAGGACCUAGCCGGAGACUACUUCAGCUUGUCCAAAUAUCAGCCUCCGGUAUUUUUUUGCCGUCGUCUUUCCUACUGAGUUUUGGUUGUCCACUUGAAGAAGUAGUAGAGCUAGCUGCUGCAGUACAUCUGCGAUCUGUGCUCCUCGCUAGAAAAAUAAAAGAGCUGACUUGUCACCUCUGAGUGUAUGAAAAGUGGCCACGCGUUGGUUGA